This is a messenger RNA of Spodoptera litura, 2508 nucleotides long. RefSeq names its product cuticular protein glycine-rich 7 (gene CPG7). The record is from RefSeq and is a predicted model, not a curated record. Lineage: Eukaryota; Metazoa; Arthropoda; Insecta; Lepidoptera; Noctuidae.
AAGUAUACGAUAUCAUCACAAACAAGCGUCGCUUGUUGAAGUCAACACAAGUUCUCCUAGUGGCCAGCGAUUAGCUAAUCACAAUGGCUGCUUUUAUGAAACUGACAUGUUUAGCCAUCCUAUUGAGCAGCACCUACGCCGGCAUCCUCCAUGGUCACCAUCACGAUGACCAUUCAUCGGGUGGAUACCCCUCACAUCAUUCAUCAUCCAGCUUCUCUCCCAGCAGUUUUCCCGCUGGAUCACUACCAUCAGCCACUUAUUCUGGUUCAGGGUUAAGCCACGGUGACUACUCUCAUGGCAGCAGCAUCCUUGACACUUCAUUGUCUGGUUCUCAUGGACACCACGGACUUGGUGACUCUGGAUACAGUAGUUCCUCUAUCGGAGGUGGUCACGGAUUCAGUGGUAGUCACGGAUUGAGCGUUGGUUCCGGAUUGGAUAGCCACGGACUAGGUGGUUCCGGAUUGGGUGGCCACGGACUAGGUGGUCACGGAUUGGGUGGUCACGGAUUUGGUAGUGGUUCUGGAUUGGGCAGUGGUUCUGGAUUUGGUGGCCCCAGCUACAGCAGCGGAUCUUUAAUUGGAUCACCCAGCAUCGGCAGUGGACCUGGAAUUAGUGGACCCAGUUUCGACGGUGGCUCUGGAAUCAGCGGUGCUGGUCUCGGUGGACCCGCUCUUGGUGGACCCGCUUUUGGUGGAUCUGGACUCGGAGGGCCCGGUUUGACUGUUCCCGGAGGUGAUGCUCCACCCCCAGGUGCCAAAGCCCCUGUCAUUGAAGAGAUCCACGGUCUUGCUAAUGGCAACGGUGCUCCUACUCAAUACCGCAUCCGUGAGGAGCCCUACCAAGUAUUCAGGGAAGUUACCCACAGAGUGCCCCAGCCUGUGCCUUACCCCGUGCCCCAGAGGGUCGAGAUCCCGGUGCCCCAGCCCUACCCCGUUCAAGUCCCAGUCGUCAAGAAUGUGCCAGUGCCAGUCGUAAAGAUUCAGCAAGUAAAAGUUGACAAACCAGUGCCCUACCCCGUCGAGAAGAUCGUGAAGGUCCCAUACGAGAAGAUUGUAAAAGUACACGUAGACAACCCUGUCCCCGUUGAGAAGAUUGUUGAAGUUCCAGUCGUAAAGCUGAUCAAGGUGCCCGUACCAGUUGUAAAGAAAUACGCCGUCCCAGUCGUGAAGACUGUCCACCACAAGGCUCACAGCCACGGUCAUGGACACAGCAGUCACGGACACAGCAGCCACGGUUGGUCCAGCUGGACUAAGGACUGGUCAGCUGCUGAUGAUGAUGAUGAUGAUGAUAAGGACAUAAAGCUAAAAGCCAUGGCAUUUGUUGUCAAAAUUCUCUUCCUGUCAGCGCUAGUGUACAGCACUAAUGCCGGAUAUUUAAAUGGCCAGCACCAAAGCCCUGACUCAUUCCUGUCAUCUGCGUUAAAUGCACCUUCAGCUUCGUUUGCACCUUCAUCCACAUAUGGAGCACCUCAUGGAGGCAGUGGCCCUCACCACAUUGAAGAGUCAGUAGGAGAUGACCAUGGUCCAGUUCUCUCUGGAGCAUCUCUUCCUGGAAUAGGCUCUAUUGGUGGAUCCGGUGGAUUCGGCGGUCACUCUCUCGGUGGUGGUCAUGGAUCUGGACACAGCUCUGGACAUGGUCCCAGCCCAGUAUAUGGACCACCCGGCCAUGGAUCUGGACUCGGCUCUGGUCAUGGUCCCAGUCCAGUAUAUGGACCACCCGGCCAUGGACCUGGACUCUCCGGCCCUGGAUACGGUUCUCUUUCAUCCGACCUCUCAGUUCCCGGACCAUCUGGUAACGGAUACUCUGAGGGUAGCCUCCUUCUCGACUCGAAUCUGCCUGGACCUGGUGACAAUAGUGGUAGCGGUCUUGGCCCUGCAACUCUUGGAGCCCCGAGAGUCAUUGGAACAACAGUCAGCGUCGGCCGCCCAGUUGCUUCCGCAACCAGAUACGAGUUGCAAUCUGUUGUGCAAAAUGUCGUUCGUCGUAUCCCUGUUGAGGUGACUCGUCACAUCCAACUCGCCGUGCCACAGCCUGUACCUGUGCCCGUCCGUCAAGAGGUCAAAGUUCCCGUGCCACAGCCCUACCCAGUCCAUGUUGACGUUGUGAAGCACGUUCCCUACCCCGUAUACAAGACUGAGCACGUGAGCGUUGAGAGACCAGUGCCCGUUGAGGUCGUCAAAGAAGUCCCAGUUGAGGUCAUCAAGAAGGUGCACAUCCCUAUUGACAGGCCGUACGAAGUAAUCAAGAAGAUCCACGUGCCCAUUGAGAAGCACGUGGAGGUUCCCGUCGCCGUGUGGAAGCCAUACCCACUCCACAUCAUCAAGCACGUCACCCACUACAAAAAGAAGAGCUGCUGCUGGUAAGGUGGUGCCUUGCUCUUCAACCAGCUGGCGCCAGCCAGCAACAGUCGUGAUCAUACCAAAUAGUCAAUAGAAUUGUAAAUACUUUGAUAGUCAUUAGUUUGUACAUGUAAAUAGAUGAAUAUAAAACGUAUCGUUUUACAAUCGA